This is a messenger RNA of Pollicipes pollicipes, 1341 nucleotides long. Its product is annotated as WAS/WASL-interacting protein family member 3. The transcript is spliced from 15 exons. Lineage: Eukaryota; Metazoa; Arthropoda; Thecostraca; Pollicipedomorpha; Pollicipedidae. The record is from RefSeq and is a predicted model, not a curated record. The coding region runs from base 1 to 1341 and encodes 446 amino acids.
AUGGUCGGCUUCCGGCGCCUACGUCAUGUGAAGCCGAAUGAUCGCCAGAUCUCCAACAUCUUGGGCGAGUUCGAUCAGGUGGCGCCCAUCAUGCGCUCCGAGCGCACGCUCAACAGCCUGCCGGCGCUGCGGCCGACGCGCCUCGGUCCGCGCCUGGACAAGAGGGGCGCGCCCGGCCUGGAGACGAUCCUGCAGGAGAUGCGGGUGCCGCUAGCGGCGCCAGUGACGCCGCUCAAGACGCACCUCAUGCCGUUUCCGUUCCCCUCGGUCAAGGAUGAGCCCCCGGUCACUCCCCUUCACCGGCCAGCCGAUGAACAAGCGCCUUCCGGGGAGAGCAGCCAGCCGCGGCUGGACGAGCGGCGGUGGCGCGUCCCGCCAGCCGCCGUACCGGCCAGCACCAAACCAUCCCUGUCGGACGACUUGACACUGUCGGACGACAGCGACGAGGAGCCGCCCCGCAAGAGCGCCGCGGUCAGCGUCGAGCCGCAGAGGUCCAGCUACCGCAGUCGGACCUCGUCCCCGCCCCCCACCGAGACACCGACGGCGCCUCCGCCGCCGCCGCCGCCUCCGCCACCGCCACCGCCACCCGAGUCGGACUCGGAGUCGGCCGAGUCAGAGUCGGAGUCGGGCGAGGAGGUGCUAGCCGCUACCUCGCCGUCUGCCAGUCAUCGCUCAACAGGCGACGGCAAGGAGGGAUCCGAGAGCCCCAGCACCAACGCCCGCAGCAAAUGGAGCCUGCAGUCCAUCAUGAACAAGGACCCCGGCGGCACCCCGGCCUCGUCCAUAUUCGAGAACACACCGGCCCGCAGCGUCAGCAAGCUAUCACCGCAUGACUUCCCGAACAGCACGGAGGCGGCGGAACCAAGCAGCGCUGAGCCAGCCGACCACAAUGACGCCGACAUAUCCAUAGAGGAGCUGGUCUCACAGGUGAAGACGCCGUCGCUGCCGUCGGACGCGCCGGCGCCGAUGGACAUGUCGGAGUCGCCGGCGUCGUCCGACUCACCGGAGCACCUGGACGCGGGCGGCGUGAGCACUAGCGACGCGAACAAGAAGGCCACCUUCAGCCGGCUCUUCUCGCACCGGAUCUCGGGCAAGCGGAGCACGCCGCGCGCGCGGCCGAACGCCUCCAGCGAGCGCAGCGAGGGGCACAGCUCGCCGGCGGCCAGCGCGGAGGGCCCGUGCAAGACCCCCAGCUCGGCCCAGCAGGAGAGCAGGAUCGAGUCCCCGCCGACCGGUGUUCGCGAGGCGGACAGCAGUACAAACCCCACGGUCGUGCAGGUGUUCGACAGCAAUGUGCCGGCGGCCCUGUACACCAACCAGCCGUUCGCCAUACCAGCGUAA